Molecule: messenger RNA, 1434 nt
Organism: Punctularia strigosozonata HHB-11173 SS5
Lineage: Eukaryota; Fungi; Basidiomycota; Agaricomycetes; Corticiales; Punctulariaceae
Exons: 2
Source: RefSeq, a predicted model, not a curated record
AUGUCCAGGUCCACAUCCCUCCUGGACCUCAACCACGAUGUGCUCGAGCUCGUCCUCUCCUGGGUCCAGCCGCCCAGGGAGCUGCACGCCUUCCUGCUCAGCAACCGCGCCGCACACGACCUCGCGCUCCCUCAUUUCAUCUCCUCCGUCCGCCUCACGCACCCGGACCAAGUCCCCGCAUUCUGCGCGUACAUGCUCGACCCCGCACGGGGUCCAGAACGUCUCCGCCACCUCCGCUCGCUCGCCGUCGAACGCGGCGCCAGCGUCGUACGCCAACCGCGCGUGCUCUUCAUGAAACUCUCCUUCCCCGCCGGCGAGCGCUUCGCCUCCGUCCUCGCCGGUGCCCCGCGCCUCACGCACCUCGACGUCCGCCUCGCCGACCACGUCCUCUCCCGCGACCCGCGCAUCGCGCGCGCGCUCUCGUGCUCCACGCCGCAGCUCGCGCGCCUCGACCUCGACGGCGCCGGCGCGCGCGCGUGCCAGAUGCUCGCGCAAUGGCCCCCGGGCCGCGGCCUGCGCGAGCUCAGCCUCGACGUCGGCGACUUCGACGUCCGCCCGCUGCUCGCGCCGCACCGCGCCACGCUCCGCGCGCUCUCGCUCUCCACCGGCAUCUUCGCCUCCCAAGCACAGUUCCCCGCCGGCGCCGACGCGGAGGAGGGCGAGUACGUCUGGCCCGAGGUCACGGAGCUGACGCUGCAGAACGUGCUCCUGCGCCGCGGGCCGCUCGCGCGCGCCUUCCCGAACGUCCGCCGCCUGCGCGCGCUCGACGGGCUGAAGAAGCGGGCAGAGAUGCGGUCGUGGAACACGGACGAGGCCGCGAGCCGGUCCGGGUCGACGCCGUGGACGAAGCUGGAGGACCUGCUGGUCGACGUCGCCGCCGUGCACAACUUGGGGUUGAACGCGCCGGGCGCGUGUCCUCCCGCCGUGCGGCACGUCGAGCUGGCGCGCACGUCGGUCAACGAGAAGACGUCGUUCAUGGCGAGCCACUUCCUCGACGUCGACGACGACCCCGAUCCCGAGAUCUUCCUCGGCCUGGUCCGCGCGACGUCGCCGGCGUCGCUGACCUUCCGUCUGCGGCCCUCCUCGAUACCCAGGUUGCGGCGCUUCUUUGAGGAGCUCGCGUCCGCCACGCGGGGUUCGUUGCGCGUUCUGCAUCUGGAGCUCUUCGCGCGCUCGCAGAGUUACCUGGACCAAUUGCGCAAGGCCAUGGAAGCGCUUCCCGGUUUCUUGGCUCCGUUGUCGAUGACUUAUCUUUGCUUGGUGGUCGACGCUGGCGGCGCUCCAUUCGAGCAAACACUGCUUUGCCUUCUGCAGGAGGAGGCGUUGGUGUCUACCGUUGUUGAGAGAGCAAGCUCGGUGCAAGUGAUGGAGGUCAGGUGGUUGGAAGCUUCCUGGCGACAUUCUUGGUGGACUAUCUCACGGAGGAAUGACGAU